Molecule: messenger RNA, 489 nt
Organism: Protopolystoma xenopodis
Lineage: Eukaryota; Metazoa; Platyhelminthes; Monogenea; Polystomatidea; Polystomatidae
Source: the annotation of a GenBank genome assembly
AUGGGCGCCAACCAAGCCAAAGUAACCGACGAGAUGGGCGCCAUGAAUGCAGCUGUUGCUCAGGCGCUCAGAUCUGCCAAUCGUGCCGAAGCUGCUUCCGGACAGGACGGUCUUGGGCUUGGCUAUACUGGUGGAAUUUCAAACUCUGGCGACGCCAGUGACGACCUGAUUAUGAUGCAACAUUCUUUCCGCAUAGUCAAUGUUCAUUUUCCCAGUUUUGUCGAUGAUGUGAAACGCGUCGCUGUACUUCGGCGAGAGGCUGGAGCAAUUCAGGCUGAUGCCACCACUGCCGCCGCCAUUGUUUCGACAGAUGAGACGUCAAAGAAAGUCGACGAAGAGGUGGACACAGAGGCGACGAUGAUACGCGAAAAGGCCGAGGCUUCAACGCAAAAUCUACUUUCGGCUGCUCGGCAUGUGGCAGACACCUUCACGGAGCUCCUGAAUUCCGCAAAACCUUUGGCUACUGGGCUGGUGAGUCAUUUUCAUUAG